Messenger RNA from Myotis brandtii (Brandt's bat), 639 nucleotides. RefSeq lists its product as uncharacterized. The record is from RefSeq and is a predicted model, not a curated record. Bases 1 to 639 code for a protein of 212 amino acids. The transcript has 4 exons. Lineage: Eukaryota; Metazoa; Chordata; Mammalia; Chiroptera; Vespertilionidae.
AUGGCAGCUUCUGUCUGCAGCAUCGCAGCACGGCUGGCGCUUUGGCAGCGUCCACGCCACGCUCUUACAUUUAUCCCAGGCCGCCUGUCGGCACCUGCAGGGUCGGAGCUGCGGGGUGGGCGGCUGAGAGCGGGCCGGCCCUGCGUGUGCCCGGCGCCUCCGGCUCCCACAGGACGCCCGCUGGAGACUCUGGCCUCUCAGACCUGCAAGUGGAUUCGUCCCUCGCCUCGCUUUCCCCUAAGGAGUCCGUGGCCCCGAGUGGUUGGGCAGCUUGUCCGAGGUCACUCACUCUCUUCUGGCCUCCCACCAGGCCCGGUGCCCGCCGGCGUCCCUGCCCCCACCCCACCGGGCCUGCUGCUGCUGCAGAGACGGGCACUGGACAGCGCGGCCUCCAGAGUGAUAGCUAAUUGGGGAGAGAAAGGGCCCGAUUGUCUCGCGGGGCCGGAAGAGCGGCGUGGGCGGCUGAAAGAGCCGGAGAAGGUGGCCAGCUUCGCCCAGCAGCUGCCGCUGGAGACGUUUGCAGAUUACGUCAGCGCUGGGGAGCAGGGGGCGCGGGCAGAGGGGAGGCUGGGCAGCCACCCGCCCCGCGCCCUGACAAUGCGGUCAUUGUCGGCCCCGAGAGCGGUUCGCUCUGGAUGA